AUGGUUAUUACAUUCAUUGUACCUCCAUUUCCUAUAAUCAACUGGAUAGAAAUGGUGAAAAAUUGGACCGCUUUGGAAAUUACACCCAAUUGUAUUACACGUAUUGAUGAUUCUACUAAAGAUAGAGAAGACGAAGGUGCAUUGUGUAUUAAUGGUCUUUUAUCGUGUUGUAUUCAAGAAGAUUAUGAAUUGAUUAUGAAAAUUUUAUUGAACAUGUUUUAG
Molecule: messenger RNA, 222 nt
Organism: Dentiscutata heterogama
Lineage: Eukaryota; Fungi; Glomeromycota; Glomeromycetes; Diversisporales; Gigasporaceae
Source: the annotation of a GenBank genome assembly